This is a messenger RNA of Neoarius graeffei (lesser salmon catfish), 2184 nucleotides long. RefSeq names its product protein NYNRIN-like. The transcript has 3 exons. The coding region runs from base 179 to 2137 and encodes 652 amino acids. Gene Ontology annotation, biological process: DNA integration. Gene Ontology annotation, molecular function: RNA stem-loop binding; RNA-DNA hybrid ribonuclease activity. The record is from RefSeq and is a predicted model, not a curated record. NCBI's taxonomy places the organism in Eukaryota, Metazoa, Chordata, Actinopteri, Siluriformes, Ariidae.
ACCCCGACGUGAUACUCUCAAUCAGCAAGGUGUCGUGGUUCCUUGUGUCAGCCCGUAUAACACCCCAGUGAACCCGGUCCCAAAACCGGAUGGCACAUGGCGCCUCACUCAAGAUCUACGUAAAAUAAAUGAACUCAUCGUUCCCGUGGCUCCAGUGGUCCCUGACGUUCCUUCUCUUAUGUCUUCUAUUCCGUGUGACCAUGCUUAUUUCUCUGUGAUUGAUUUGUGCUCUGCCUUUUUCAGUGUUCCUGUGGGCCAUGAGACUCAGCCCCUGUUUGCUUUCACACACAGGGGAAGACAAUACACAUGGACGCGGUUGCCACAGGGUUUCAUUGACUCACCGGCGGUCUUCACUGCCGUAUUGCGGGACGCGCUGGCUGAUCUCUGUCUUCCCCGGGGCUCCACGGUGCUCCAGUACGCGGAUGAUCUCCUGGUAACGGCGGAGGAUCAAGACGCUUGUGCUGCCGCCACAUUGUCUCUCCUCACACUCCUGGCACAGAAGGGUUUCAAGGUCUCCCGCACGAAGUUGCAGUUUUGCCUCACAACUGUUCGCUACUUGGGACAUGACCUCUCCCAGGGUUCCAGGAGGCUUAGCCCAGAACGCGUUCAAGUCAUUAUGGACACUCAGGCUGCGGAGCUCUAUGCUUUGACUCGCGCGUGUAUUUUGGCUCAAGACACAGACGUUACUAUUUACACCGACUCACGCUACGCUUUCGGCGUGGCGCACGACUUCGGCCGCAUUUGGGCGUCUCGGGGGUUUACGACAGCCGACGGUAAGCCCAUUUCUCAUUCUUCACUUGUUACUGAUUUAAUCACCGCCUGUCUCCUUCCGUGCACGUUGGCCAUUGUUAAGACACGCGCGCACACAAGAGGGGACUCAUUUGAAGUAAAGGGCAAUUCAUUCGCUGAUCGACUCGCUAAAGCUGCAGCCGCAUCCGGUGUCCUGCCUCCAGGCUUUAAUUGCGCUUUAGUUUCUACUGAUCGCAUGGUUAGCGCUGUCUUACCUGACAUAGAUCUCAUUUCUAUCCAGGCCUCGGCCUCUGUGGCAGAUACGCAGUUCUGGGACGCCCAGGGCGCGACAGAGAAGAGUGGCGUUUUGCUUGACGCACAGGGCCGUCUUUGUUUACCUCGUCACUGUACUCCCUUUCUCGUCCGCGAGUUCCAUGGUCCCACUCAUCGCGGCCGAAGAGGGGUAGUGGAGGAUAUGAACAGAACAUUCUGCAUCAAUAAUUUGCACACAGACGCACACAACAUUCUGGACAAGUGUUUAACGUGCGCCCAGAAUAAUCUAUCUAAACCAGGCGCGGUACAUCAGCACCUUCCCAUACCCGACACGCCUUUCCAAGAAUGGCAGAUCGACUUCACUCACAUGCCAAAGCAGGGCCCGUUCAAAUACCUUUUGGUCAUGAUUGACAAAUUUUCAUGGUGGAUUGAGGCUUUCCCGUGUAGCAAAGAGAACGCCCGAACAGCAGUGAACAAACUUACACAGGAAAUUAUCCCACGUUACGGUCUUCCGGUAGGAAUUGACUCUGAUAAGGGAACGCCGUUCACCUCUAAGGUAACGCAGGAGCUAUGUAAAGACCUCAAGAUCAAUUGGCAUUUUCAUAUCCCAUACCAUCCACAGUCCUCUGGCAUUGUGGAGCGCGCGAAUAGAACAAUUAAGGGUAAGUUGCGUAAGGCUAUGCAAGACGCAGGCACGAAAAAUUGGGUCCAAGUUUUACCGUUGGUCCUCGCUGAUAUGCGCAUGACUGCUCAGGUCGCUCUCGACAAUUUAUCUCCGUACGAGCUCGUCAUGGGACGCCCCUUUCCUGUCCCUUGGCGUAGAGGCAUGCAGGUUAUAGGAACGGGUGAUCUUGAAGUACAUCUCAGCGAGUACGCGGUGGGUCUCAUGCGGGUGCUGGAUGAGUAUUGGGCAAGAGUAAAUUCCAAAAAGCCUCCCAUUCCAGAGGCACACACUCACCCCUUUGAGGUAGGGGACAGAGUUUUAGUAAAGAGAUUCGCUAAACUAAACGCUCCCAUGGAGGAGUCACCCUACAGUGGGCCCACCGAUGUACUCACUGUAACUCGCACGGCUGUGCUAACGGACCUUUUUCCACAGUGGAUCCAUGCCAGCAAAAUAAAGAAGGCUCCAAUGUAAUAGAAAUCUAUAUUGUUGAUGCUUAACAGACUUUUGUGUUUCAGAAA